AUGCCAGCGUACCACUCGAAAUUCGACACUGAAAUCCGAGUGUUGCCACUGGGUAACACAAAUAUGGGCAAGUUGCCGAUUCGGACCAAUUUUAAGGGACCGGCACCGCAAACCACACAAGAGGACAUCAUCGACGAAGCGCUCAACUACUUCAAGCCGAACAUCUUUUUCCGUGAAUUUGAGAUAAAAGGCCCAGCCGACCGUACGCUCAUCUAUCUCAUUUUCUACAUCACCGAAUGCCUCCGUAAACUUCAAAAAAGUCCCAACAAGAUUGCCGGUCAAAAAGAUCUCAAUGCUCUCGCCCUCUCUCAUCUUCUUCCAAUUCCUGGAGAGAACGGAUUCCCACUGAAUAGUAUGUACAAAGCACCACAAUCGAAGCCAGAUGAAGACGAAAUGCGUGCGUAUCUUCAACAAAUUCGUCAAGAACUCGGUGUUCGUCUGUGUGAAUUGGCAUUCCCGGAUCCACAUGACCGCCCGUCGAAGUGGUGGCUCUGCUUCUCGAGAAGACGUUUCAUGGAUAAGGGACUCGUUGGACAGGGUGUCAAUCUUUAA
Molecule: messenger RNA, 552 nt
Organism: Caenorhabditis remanei
Lineage: Eukaryota; Metazoa; Nematoda; Chromadorea; Rhabditida; Rhabditidae
Exons: 3
Coding region: 1-552 (183 amino acids)
Biological process (GO): regulation of actin filament polymerization; Arp2/3 complex-mediated actin nucleation
Cellular component (GO): Arp2/3 protein complex; cytoskeleton
Molecular function (GO): actin filament binding
Source: RefSeq, a predicted model, not a curated record